Messenger RNA from Trachymyrmex septentrionalis, 4763 nucleotides. RefSeq names its product fatty acid synthase-like. Gene Ontology annotation, biological process: fatty acid biosynthetic process. The record is from RefSeq and is a predicted model, not a curated record. Gene Ontology annotation, molecular function: fatty acid synthase activity; oxidoreductase activity. Lineage: Eukaryota; Metazoa; Arthropoda; Insecta; Hymenoptera; Formicidae.
GCCAAAACUUAUUAAAGCUUCACGUCUUUAAAAAAACGAUAAGAAAAUGUGAUAAUAUUUUAAAACCGUAUGGUGUAAGUGUCAUAGACAUUUUGACAAAAAAAGAAGAAGAAAUAAGCAAAAAUGCGUUAAACGCUUUUCUUGGAAUCGUCGCUAUUCAGAUUGGUUUAGUAGAUCUCCUAACAUCCUUAGGAAUUAUUGCCGAUUACAUAAUUGGUCACUUAGCCGUCAGAUGGGAUCAUUCUGAAAACUGGCUUUUACCGAGUCAAAAACAAAAGUUUAUAAAAUCGAGAGAAAGGUACGUCAACAUUUUACUCAAUGACGAGGACUAUAAAUAUAUGAGCGAUCAUGUAAUUGAUGGGAGCAAUUUACUACCCGCGACAAGUUAUUUGGGACUCGUUUGGAAAACAAUUGGCUUGAUAAAAGGGUUAAUGUACAUAACAAUACCGAUAGUUUUCCGAGAUGUAAAAUUUAUUUGUGCUACUCAUUUAUUGAAAAAUGAUGCUGUACAACUAUAUACUCGUAUUGCAAUACAGACAGAUGAAAAGUUUGAAAUAACCGAAAGAGAUAGCGUUGUUGUCACAGGUACAAUGUACGAGGCAUUAAAUUUAGAACAAGAAAUGAUUCCGAUAAAUCUAUUAUUGGGAAAUAAUGAUGAAGAUGAAGAUAUGACUGCACGAGAUAUCUACAAAGAGUUAAAAUUGCGUGGAUACCAAUACAAGGGCUUAUUUCGUGGAUUAAAGAGUGCCUCUAUUUCGGGAAGUCAAGGACAUAUCGCUUGGAAAAAUAAUUGGGAAACAUUUAUGGAUAGUAUGUUACAAAUGCAAAUUAUCGGAUACGAUACUAGGGAAUUAUGUGUUCCUACGAGUAUUCAAAAAUUAGUAAUCAAUCCAGUGCUUCAUGCUUCGAAACUACGAGAUAAUAUAGAUAAUGCAGAAGUUACAAGAAACAUGGAUAAACUAUUACAGGUACAAAUAUACAAAGAGAUAGACACGAUAAAAGCUGGCGGAGUAGAGAUUCCAGGUUUGAAAGCUACUCAGAUCUCUCGCCGGAAAUUAGCCCAAGAUGCUGUUAUCGAGGAACAUACGUUUGUAGCUCAUUGUGAUCGUGUUAAGAUUCCAUUGAAUGAAGCAAUUCGAUUAUCAGCCCAACUCGUACUGGAAGAUCAUCAAAUUAUCAAAGUGCAAGCUGCUGAGCUAGUGGGAGACGUCGAUGAUAUUGAAUUAAAAAGUCUUUCGUCUUCGUUACUGCUUGAGGCAUUUGAUGAUAUGCCAUUGGUACAAACAAAUAUCACUUUAUUAACAUCAUCAAAUCGUUUCAGACCAGAAGAUUUACCGCAAAACUUUUCAAUCAAAGCUUUUGAAAAAAUAUCUUUAGAAGACAAAGUUUUAAUCGCUGCUGGAUUCAACCUUUUGACCAAACAACUCGUAUCUUUAAAGCGACUGUUGCCAUUUUUGAGAGAUGGUGGUUAUUUGUUGACGCGUGAGAAAUACGACAUAACUGAUUAUAAAAAACAUUUACAGCAAUACAAAUUAAACGUUAUUCUCGAAAAACGUACUGAUAAAGAACUAGUUGUGCUUCUGAAGAAAAAAGUUCCAAUAAAAGAAAGGAUUGUUAUCCACAUAAGUAAUGAUAAUUUUAAUCGGCUGGAAAAUCUAAAACCGUUGAUAAACGAUGAGAACAAGCUCAAUGAGAAUAAUAGAAUCAUAAUUGUUGGAGAGAGAGAUUUUGAGUGCGGUUUAUUAGGUUUUGUUAAUUGUUUGAGAAAAGAGCCAAGUGGAGAACUUGUUAGAGGUGUGCUUCUUCAAGAUGAACAGGCACCUAAAUUCUCUCUUGAAAAUCCCUUCUAUCUAGAGCAAUUACAAAAAGAUAUGACCAUUAAUGUACUAUGCUCUAAUAAAACUUGGGGAUCGUACAGACAUUUGAAAUUACCACAACCCAAAACCGAACUUGUAUCGACCGCUCAUGUUUGUCAAACGGUUCGUGGUGACUUAAGUACAUUUUGUUGGAUAGAAAAUAAUCUAUUAAACGUGUGUCGUCGUAAGAAUUUGGUGCACGUUGUCUACUCAUCUCUGAAUUUUAAAGAUAUAAUGCUCGCCACUGGCGAUAAAUUAACACUUCAUGAUCUAAUUUUACAAGGACGAUUAUUUCAAUACCUUCCUCUUGGAAUAGAAUACGUGGGUUUCAAUGCUGACGGACAACGUAUAAUGGGAAUUCGUGAUACUAAUUGCAUAGCAAAUGUUGUUGAGAAAGAUGAAGAUCUUUGUUGGUAUAUACCCGAUGCAUGGACAUUUGAAGAGGCAGUAACGGUCCCAUGCAUUUACAGCACGGUCUAUUUAGCCUUAUACGUUUAUGGGAAAAUGAAAAAAGGUGAUAAAGUACUUAUACAUUCUGGUACUGGAGGCAUUGGGCAAGCAGCUAUUCAUCUCGCUCUUAAAGAGGGAUGUGAGGUAUUUACUACUGUGGGCACGAGUGAUAAACGGGAUCUUAUUAAAAAAAUAUUUCCGACUAUUUUGGAUGAACAUAUUGGAAAUUCUCGAGAUACUAGUUUUGAACAAAUGAUAAUGCAGCAAACGAAAUGUCGCGGGGUCGACAUUGUGUUAAAUUCGUUGACGGAAGAAAAAUUAAUCGCUUCCGUUCGGUGUUUAGCUCAAAAUGGUCGAUUCUUAGAGAUUGGUAAAUUCGAUAUUGUUUCUAAUAAUCCCCUAGAUAUGUCUGUAUUUCAAAAAGGUAUCAGUUUUUAUGGUGUUAAAAUUGAAAAUAUGAUAAUAAAAAAUAGGGAUUACAAGAAGAAACGUUUAUUGUUCACAUUGGUCGAAAAUGGUUUAAGUGAUGGAACAAUUAAACCAAUCCAAGCAAAAAUUUUUUCAAAAACAAACGUUGAAGAAGCUUUUAGAUAUAUGGCGAGCGGAAAACAUAUGGGAAAGAUAAUUAUAAAUAUUCAUGAAAAAGAUGAACCUUUAGAUAAGCACAUUCUUACAUAUCGUCGCUAUUAUUGUCUCAAAGAUAGGAGUUACAUUAUACUAGGAGGCCUGGGCGGAUUUGGUUUAGAAUUAACAGACUGGCUUAUAUUUCGUGGUGCCAGAAAUAUUGUUCUGAUUUCAAGAAAUAGAAUAAAAAACGGUUACCAACGUAUGAAAGUUCGACUUUGGAAAUCGUAUGGCGUAAACGUUCUGAUCAUCAAGAAUAUCGAUGUUGCUGACCUCAAGGAUUGCAAAUAUCUUUUAAGGACUGCAGAAAAAGAAGCUCCGGUGGACGCUAUAUUCAAUCUGGAUGUGGUACUAAGGGAUAGCGUCCUCAAAAACCAAACUGCAGAAGCAUUUGCAGAGUCCUUCCAAUCGAAGGCUCGUACAACGCAAAUGCUGGACAAACUUUCUAGGAAAAUCUGUCUUAACCUUCGACAUUUUGUGGUGUUCUCUUCCGUUUCCUGCGGCAGAGGAAACGCUGGCCAGACGAAUUAUGGCAUGGCCAAUUCCAUUAUGGAGAGAAUUUGCGAGAAGAGAGUGGAGGAAGGAUUACCAGGAUUAGCGAUUCAAUGGGGAGCUGUGGGUGACGUAGGUCUUGUCGCUGAUAUGCAGGAGGAGGAUAAGGAAUUAAUCAUUGGUGGUACUUUACAGCAAAAGAUUUCCUGCUGUCUCGAUGAGCUUGAUAAGUUUUUACUUCAAAAUCGGCCGAUUGUGAGCAGCAUGGUCGUAGCUGAAAAAAAAGUGGGACGUCACGGAUUGGGAAAUCUUGUAGAAACAGUUGCUAAUAUUUUAGACAUAAGUGACACGAAGACUGUAAGCUUAAAUUCGUCUCUGGUUGAACUUGGCAUGGACUCCAUGAUGUCCGUGGACAUCAAACAAAUCUUGAAACGAGAAUUUGAUAUAUUUUUUGCAACACAAGAGAUACGAAAUCUCACUUUCGCAAAACUCAUUAAGAUGUCCGUUGCAAACAUCAGUGACGAUGACGUAAAUGAUAAAAAGAAAUUCGACAUAGAGAAGUCAGACGUUAUAAAAAUUUUAGUUGGUAUUAUAUUAAAAGAUGAAGACUUUGUUUCCCAAAAUGAUUUUUUUAUUAACAAACAGAAUACUACGACUGAAGUAUUUCUUAUUCCGGGUAUUGACGGUUGCGGUACUGUAUUUAAAACCAUAAUACCACACAUUAAAUUUUCAACAUGGUUAUUGCAUUAUAGCACGAACAACAUGGAUUGUACAAACAUGAUAACGGAGACUACUAAUCGCCUCACAAACUAAAUACUUCCAAAGCUAACAGAUGGAAAAGAUUUUGUAAUGGUAGAAUAUUCCUUCGGAUCUCUUAUUGCAAUUGAAAUAUUAGUUAAUAACAAGUUAGUAACAAGGAUGUUAGAAGCUAUGAAUUUUAAAGGCCGACUUGUUCUCAUUGACGGUGCUCCUGAGGUAGCACGAACAAUGUUCAAACCUUUUGAAUUUGAUUUCGAUGACGUAAAUUUUCAAAUUGAUUUAUUAACUAAUAUUCUGGAAAGCUAUUCAAUAGGAAGUUUUCAAAAGAUUUUAAUGGAAUUGAAAAAAUGUGAGAGUUGGGAUGAAAAAUUUAAUAUUUUCGCUAAAGAAUUCUCAGUUAUAUAUACAUAUCUCUCAUUUGCAAAUUUAAAGACGUUGUGUACAACGAUUUACAAACAUUUUUCCGCUCUUCAGCAAUAUAAUCCUUCUAUUACAUUGCCGCCUAUUAAGUCUCCCAUAAUGUUGCUAACAUGUACGCAUUUGUCAAAUAUGAUUGCGAUCAAAAAAGAUUUUUGUUUGCAU